AUGAAGGAUCUUCUAUCUCUGUUAAUAUUGAUGAAGAUUAUUCCAAGACUUCCUGCAAAGGAGGUUAUACGGUGCAAGGCUAUAUCUAAAGAGUGGUUAGCCUAUCUUUCAACUCCUGAGUUUGCUAAGAAUAAUUGUCGUUUCUUGCGAGUAUUAGGUGACCAGAAAAUAAUUGCUCUUGACAAAUCUUCGUGUGCAAUUCGUUAUGUUGAUGUUGCAUCUCCUAGAUGUGUUUUAGGCAAUAAUCUUCACAUUCCCUUCGAUUGUCAUCCAUGUAAUGUGAUCUUUUUAGCAAGUUUGGAUGGCAUGGUAUGUGUUUGCCUAUGUAAUACUGGUGAAUUGGUUGUUUGGAAUCCACUAACUCGUGUGUUCAAGAUGCUGAGAAAUUCUAAUUAUCAGGGAUUUUACAAUAUGGAUGAUGAUAGUCUUGGGUUUUGUUUUGACUCUGCUGGUGAUUACAAAAUUGUGCACAUUAAACGCACUCAUUUCAGGCUGACUGUUAACAUUUAUUCGUUUAGUGAAGGUUCAUGGUUAACUCCAAGGUUCUUAAUUUAUAGUCCAUAUGAUAUUGCUGUUUAUAGUUGGUCCGUUGGGACGUUUUGUAGGAAUAGUUUGUAUUUUGUACUGACCAAAUUCUGGUGUAUGGGUAACACAUCGGUUCUUCGUUUGGAUGUUGAGUCGAAUGUAAUAGAAAAUGUAGGUUACCCAGAUACAUUGAGUGUGGAAUUUAUAGGUCAGUUGGUGACUAUACGAGAUGAACUUCAUAUGUUGGUUAGUAUUGGAAUGUGUAGUGUAGUGUAG
Messenger RNA from Helianthus annuus (common sunflower), 801 nucleotides. Its product is annotated as putative F-box protein At3g23260. Bases 1 to 801 code for a protein of 266 amino acids. Lineage: Eukaryota; Viridiplantae; Streptophyta; Magnoliopsida; Asterales; Asteraceae. The record is from RefSeq and is a predicted model, not a curated record. The transcript has a single exon.